AGCACAUCGUGACGGAAACCCGGGACAAGAUUAUGCAGUACAAGAGCAAGAUGGUGGACGAGGCCGACCUGCGGCGGAGGCUGGCCAGUCUAGAGGAAUCUGUCGAACUCCAUGAACACAUGAAGAGACAGGUCACCAGACCAGCUGGGCCUAAUUGUGCUUGCAAACUAGCUCCAGAUGCAAAUGUCUGCCUCACAGUUGCUUUGAAUCGCUCUUAAGUUUGGAGGUUCUGCUCCAUGCCCGUGUGGGUCUUGCGGGUACCCCGGCUCCCCCCCACCCACCCCCCACAUUCCAACAAAACAUGCUUGUUAAUAGACUUUAUGCCGAUCUGAUCGGUGUGAUCGGUAUCGGCCGAUAAUUAGCAUUUUAUGCUGAUCGGAUUUCAUGUCAUAAUACGACGUCAUCGAUCGGCUCCACGCAAGACAUUUAACUCCGCGUCGCCGUUGGGUAUGAAUCCAAAAGCUAGUUUAUUUUUAGCCUUGUCACGUGCCUUGUGGCGCAGUACUGUAACUAUCUGACGGCCAAUAAAGAUUUUUUGAUCUUGUCGGUGACAAAAACACGUCAUCAGUGUAGGACUAUUUUGCGGUGUCUCAGACAAAUUUGCAGUCUGUGCACGACUGAAGUACGUCGCGGGUAACGUCAUCUAAAUGCUUCAAAACAACAACUUUGAUCGGGCACCUGAAGAAUGUACACGAGGAGGAGCGUGCCGCGUUCAAGCGACGCAGCGUGGGGGGGGGAAAAAGGAAACGCCAAACGGACACAAACUCUGCACAAUACCCGUCCAUGUACCCGGGACAGUGAGAAAGUUAGAGUAAGCAUGUCAUUAACAGUAUUUGUUAAAAUAAUUUAAUUACAGUAAGUUAGCACCCAUUAUUUCUGUCAUGUUGUAAUGUUGAUUUGACCUAAACUUAUGUCAGUGGCCAAUCCUUGAUUGCCCCCUGGAGGUCAUUGAUGUUUUAACUUUUGUCUAAAAUGCUAGAGAAUAAUUUUGAAGAUACAGUACUCAGUAUACAGUACACAAAUAUAUACAAUAAAUGAACAAGUCAUACAGUACACAAGUCUAUACAUGUCAAUGUGUCAUAUAAAUAGACACUUUGCUUCCUCUUGUGAUCAGAUCGGUGAUCGGUUAUCAUUUUUUUAAACUUGCUGAUCGGUGAUCAGCCCCAAAAAUCCGAAUCGUGUAAAGCCUACUUGUUAGUCAACACUCUAAUGCAGGGGUGUCAAACUGUUACGUUUUUCUGUUUGUUCAAACUCUUGAACAUUUCAGGGUUCUUUUCCCCAGUGGAAGAUUUCAGCUCCCCCAAAAGAUUUUCAAUUGGAUUGAGAGCAGGACUCAUUGCUGGCCAUUUGAAAAGGGUCCUUUUUUUCCUUUUCAACCAUUCCUGUGUGCUUUGGGUCUUUGUCAUGCUGGAAGACCCAUGGUUUUCUUACACUCGGUAAGACAUUUCGAUCUAAAAUCUUUUGAUCAUUUGUGAUCCAGUCAAGGCCCCCAGUAGCAGAUGUAGAAAAGCAGCCCCACAGCAUUAUAGAUCCUCCACCACGCUCAACUGUUGGCAGGGUGUUCUUUCCCUCAAAGGCUUCAUUGCGCCGUCUGUAAACAAACUGUUUGUAUGCAUUGCCAAAAAACUCUAUUUUUGCUUUAUCUGUCCAUAAAGUGUUGUCUACCAUUUGCUCUUUUGUAUCAAACGCACAGUUCUCUGUAGAAAAUCGUUGUUUCACUUGAUUGAUUUUCUUCAGGAGAUAUCCCAUAUUUAGUCCUGAAACUUCAUGGGUGCCAAUAAUGGCUCUCGCUGAGUUUGAGAUGUACAGACAAAGAAUGGAGGAUUCACAGCUCUGCACUGAAGCCCAACACACACAGCGAGUGGUUUCCAUGAGCAGAGAGGUGGAGGAGAUGCGUCGGGAUUUUGAGGAGAAGCUGCGGGCGUUCAGCCAGGCUCAGGCCCAGUUUGAGGCGGAUAAGCGGCGAGCGCUGGAGGAGCUGAGGUCCAACCACCGCCAGGAGGUGGAGGAACUCCUAAGCAGCCAGCACAACCGGAGCGCCACCUCCACCGAAGACCAGGAGAAAUUGGCUGAGCUCCAUAGACAAGAGGUGGAGUCUUUGAUGGAGAGCGUGGAAGAGCUGACCAAAGAUAAGGUCCGGGUGGUGGAGGAGUACGAGGCCAAGCUGGCCAAGGCUCAGGAGUACUACGAGCGGGAGCUGGAGGCCAUGACGAGGACGCACCAGCUCACCACCGAAAACCUCCUGGCCUGGAAGCGGACCGAGGUUGAGCUCCGGAAGGAAUUCCAGGCGCAGGAGGCGGCGCUGCAGCGAUCUCUGUCUAAGCUGAGGAGCGAGCUUCAGAGAGCUCAGGAGGAAGCGCGUGAGAACCGGGACAAGACCAACAGACUGCAGACAUCUCUGGUUAAUGCUGAAGGAACCAUCAAGAACCUGGACAAGCAGCUGGAGGAAGCCAUCCAGGACGGCGAGAUCUGGGUGAUGCAGCUGAAGGACACGGAAUAUGAACUGGAGGCCUGCAGGGAACGAGUACAGCAGCAGGCGACGGAGAUCCUCCACAAAGCGAGUCAGAUCGGAUCCCUGCAGGCCACACAGAUGGCCCACGAGGCAUCCAUCCGCAACCUGGACCAAGAACAGAGUCGGCUGAAGGAGAAGAUUGGCCGGCUGGAGCAGGAAAGGGAGGCCCUGCUGAACCAGAACCAGGUGGCCGGCGAGCAGCACAAACAGCAAGUGCUGAAACUAGAGCAGUCUCUGCGUGAAGAGCACCAGGGCUACGAGAAGGAGCUCUCCAGACUGAGAGCUCACUACGAGGAGGAGACGCGUCGCUACAAGGAGGCGCAGGGCAGAGCCAUGGAGGAGAUGGAGGAGAAACACCGAGCCGUCAGGGAGGAGGCGCAACAGGAGAAAGAGGAGGAGAAGAAGUUUCUAAUGAAGAAAAUCAGCCAAGAGUUUGAAAUCAAGCGUCUGUCUCUGGAGGAGCAACGAGACCGAGUGCAGCAGCAGCUGGACAACUUGAAAGAGGAGCUCUCUGCCAAGCUCAACAUGGCCAAUCAGGAGGUGUCCCACCUCCAGGAGUUAGUGAGGGAGAGGGACCAGAACGUGAGCUCGGCACAGAACCAGAUCACCUGCUUGAAGGAGACACAGGAGAAGCUGAAGAUAGAACUGGACGCCACCAGGGCCCGCGUUCGAGAAACCAGCAACCUGCUGACAGACCUGCAGGAGGAGAUUGAGACCCAGAAACAGCAACACGAGGCCCGCGUGAUGUCCAUCCGAACCGAGGAGAAGCAGAAGACGGACAAGAUGGCCGACAACUUGGAGCAAAAAUGGAGAGAAGCACUUCGUGAAGAAGUGCAUCUUCUGAGGGAGGAGCUGAGCGAGGAAUACGACGCCGACAAGCAGGCGGCGCUGACUCAGCUCUCCCAGCAGAAGGAGCUGGAAAUGAUGGCCGCCAGGGAGAGCUGGCAGAGGAAGGUGGAGGACCUGCUCGAACAGAUCUCGCUGUUGAAGCAGUCUCUGGAGCUGCAGCUGUCUCAGUCGCAGGCGGCCCUUCAGCAGCUGCAGUCUCAGUUCGGCCAGGAGAGGGAGCUGCUCGGCCAGCAGCUCAAAGAGAUGCAGAGAGAACAUCAGAGGAGAGAACAUCGGCUCCAAGAGGCCCACUGCUGCGCGCUGAGCACCAUGGAGGAGGCUCGGCAGCACCAGAUCCGGGCCCUGGAGGAACGUCUGAAGCAGGAGCACAGAGAGGAGGUUCACGCUCUCAAGGAGGCCCACAGGAGGACCUUGGACAUCCUCAGACAGCAGUCAGACCAGGAACUGCAGACGCUGCGAUUUGAACUUGAAGAUGAGGGCAAAGCCAAGCUCGCAUCCCUCCGUGCCGAGCUGAACCACCUCCACGCGACAGCUAUCGAGCAUCUGAAGCAGAUCCACCUGAAAGAAAACUCCACCGCCAAACGGGAGCUGGAGAAGGCCGUGGAGCAUAGCCGCCAACAGGAACAAGAGCUGCUGGUUCGUAUCUCGGACUUGCAGGCAGAGGUGUGUUCCCGUAGCAACCGUAUCACAGACCUGGAUCACGAGAUCCACUCUUUGAAUGAGACCAUCGACACCCUGACGCGAGAACUGGAGUUGAAGGGCAAAGAGGUGCUUCGGGUCCGCAGUGAAGCCAAUCAUCAGAUCAGGGCUCAUGAACAAGACUUUGCCAAGAGGCAAGAGAGGGAGCUGGGAGAGCUCAGUGUGGUCCAUCACAGGGAGACGCACAUCAUGUUGGCAGACUUCAACAAGGCUCAGGAGGUUCUCAAAGACAAGAUCACUGCUUUGCAAAUCAUACUGGAAGGCACAGAAGAGAAGUUGAGGAAUAGAGAGAGCCGACCUGAAGAUCUGCAUCUCAUCGCGGAGCUCCGUGAGAUGGUCUCAGAGAGGGAGGCUUUGGUCAAAAAGCUGGUGGAUGACAAAAAGUUUUACCAGUUGGACUUGGUCAACAGAGAGACGGGCUUCGGCAAAGUCUUCAACUCCAGCGCCAAUGUCGGGGUCAUCAACCCUCUUAUCAAGCCUUCAUGAGGCCAAGACGGCGCCGUCGCGGCACAAAGCGACGGAAACAGGAAAAAGCAAAGAUUCCGCUGCAAAAUAAGAGGAGCUGUUCGCUCACUACUUUUCGUGAUGGGCAAAAGCAAUUUUGUUUAACAGGGAUGCAAUGGGACGCACAGCUAAAUUUGGACAAGAAUUCAAUUCAGAGUAGCAGAAUUGUAACUGCGGUUUUCCUUGUCACAAAAGUGCAAGGUACAGGACCAGCUCGACCAUUAUGAAUAUUUCUCUUCCUUCUCUUGUUACAAAUUGAUGGAGAUGGUGCGUUUGAUGUAAACCAGGCAGGAAUGUUUUGAGCGACUGCGGUGGCCGUGGCCUCCUUUGACCACUUUUAGCUUGCCGUCUCAAUGCAUUGACUGUGCACUUUUGCUGCGAGCUCUGAGCUCGCCGUGAAGCACCUCAGCCGCCCGGGGACGACAAAGCGGCUUUUGACUGUUUUCGAUGCUCCGUCAUCAGACCGGAGACAUCUCGAGAAGCCGUUCGUGUUCAUUUUAUUUCUCUGGUGACACUCGUUUGCUAUGCGUCUCUGUCUGCACUCCAGACCGUUAGCGCAUGCGGAAACAGAAACAGAAACGCUCGCUCACUUGAAUUGUCUGUCGUCUUCUUUUGGUUUUGCAUUGUUCGCGUGAAUCUUUAUUUGUCAAUUGUGAAAGUCCAUUCUGUCCAUAGUUUUUCCAAGUGCACGAUCAUCUGGCUCGACAAAUUGUUUCAUUGUUAUUAGGGGAAGAAAAGUGAGUCACGAAGAAAGAACGAUGGUGCUGAAAUGAACACCGUUUGUAGUGUUCCUUCAUCGUUGUGCGUACAAACGAUCACACGGUGGCAGUGUGAGUUUCGGGGUGCCGAUUUGUGGUCCAUUUUCAGAUUGCAGGAAGCCCAUUGCCAUCAUUGCCAUCAUUGCCAUCAUUGCCCAGAUUGGUCGCGCUCCUCCUCUCACCCAAUGUCAUCGUAUCAAGUUUUCGUGUUUUAUGUUGCACUUGUUUUGCCAGCACCAGCAACUACAACCUCAUCUUCUAUCUUUUUGCACGUUCAAAAGUAAAUCACUGUACCUUUGAAGAGUGCGCUAGCUUGGUUGACGCAUUGAAAACUUGACUACAUUUGUUUGUUUAAUUCUUAAAGGACAGAAAUAGAUAUUCAUUGUAGCCCUAUUUCUGACAGUGUACAACUUCCAAGUGGCAGAUUUGUUUUGCUUUCUUCUCUAGCACAGUAGCAUCAAAGCUUCGAAGGAUGUGGAAGGCUUCUUCUAAGCUAGCAAACUAAAAAAAGAAAUAAAUAAAAAAUGGAUGUGAGAAUGUAUCUUUCCGGAUGCCACGGCGUCGUUUCGGACGUGAGCGAGUGUCAUCGUCAAUCUCUUCUUUUAGUCUGAAGAACAAAUAUACCGACGAUUGUACUGUAUUGUUUGGUACAGCCCGGCACCGAAGCACAGUCGGUUCGUUCCAUUUUGCACACUGUGAUGACUUUCGAGCUUCGGUUCCUCUGUAAUUCCUUUUCAUUUCCAUGUGGAUGGAAGGUUAAACACUUGUCGACUUGGUUCAUCGCAAGAAGCACUUCCGACAUUUUUGUACAUCUAACUCUAUGUGCUUGAAUGUUUUCAAAUGUUCACAAACUCCAAACAUAUGAGGAAGUUAGGAAAGAUGAUCUGAAUGGACUUUUAUGCCAUUUGUUUUCCAAAGGUUGCUUUUGCCCGAUUUCAUUUGCGUUAUGCGGAGUGCUGACAGGAUCCGUCAUCGUCUUCCGGCCGACAUCGACGACCUCGAAAAUUCCUUCACUUGAUUUAGCGGUGAGCAUCCGACCGCUGAUCAGGAGCGACCCCUGCCGCCGGUUUGUCGCCAGGCAACCACAAACUUUGAUUUGCGUGCUGUGAGCAAUGAACGUCUGCUUCGAUUCACUUUCGACUCCCUGUUGUCAAACUGCACAAAUGUGGUGAUUUUAGUCACUGUCGCUAUGAAAGCUGACGUUGGCGCUGACACGUCCGCCCAAGUUUGCAUGUGGAGCCCAGUUGAAAGUGGAUCUACCUUGUGACUUACUUUUGGUUGUCUUGACGUCAAUGUCUAACAAUGUUUAUAUCGAUAUCAUUUCUGUUGUAUGUUAUCAAACAGUAAAAGUAUCGUUGUGA
Molecule: messenger RNA, 6683 nt
Organism: Phyllopteryx taeniolatus (common seadragon)
Lineage: Eukaryota; Metazoa; Chordata; Actinopteri; Syngnathiformes; Syngnathidae
Product: protein FAM184A-like
Exons: 21
Coding region: 1781-4546 (921 amino acids)
Source: RefSeq, a predicted model, not a curated record